Alternaria rosae is the source of this 4191-nucleotide messenger RNA. RefSeq lists its product as uncharacterized. The record is from RefSeq and is a predicted model, not a curated record. The transcript has 3 exons. Bases 1 to 3786 code for a protein of 1261 amino acids. NCBI's taxonomy places the organism in Eukaryota, Fungi, Ascomycota, Dothideomycetes, Pleosporales, Pleosporaceae.
AUGGACUGGGACGACUUUCAUCGACGCGCCAAGCGUGUUGUGCCACAACAGGAGCUCAAAGCACGCCGGUGCUGGAUUGGUGUGCUCGAUCACCGCAAGUCCACCCAGGAUGAGUUCAAGGAAGCCGAUUUCAUAUGGAUGAUAGGCCACAACAAAAUCCCUAUCCAGAAGAUUCAAGAUACUUACGAGAAACGGCAUGAUCUUAUCGGUGUUCGCAUUGGUUAUAAAGGCUGCAUGGUGGACCAAAGCGACAUCGUCAAGUCAUUCUUAGUGCCAGAAGACAGCGUCGUAGUCUUUAAUGCCAUAGAACCGUUCAGCGCAACGGUGCAACAUCAGACUCAAGACCCUCCAUCGCUCAGGGAAGAGCUCAUACAAGCCGAAAUUGCGCGUCGACACCAGGAGACGGAGUUUGGUCAUGACGCUAUACAAACAGCAAACAACCAUGCCGACCCUGGAACAAUGGGAAGAGAAUCAAUACGCUAUGGUGCUGAUAGAGCCUCCACUUCUUCUCAUGAUGCAUCGGGCCAUUCGGCAACUCAACACAACCCAAGCUUUGCUUCGCCGUUGACAUCGAGCAACUUUGACCCGGAAAAGAUUUUCGACAGAGGUGGCUCACCGGAACAGGUCAUUCAAGAAGAUUUGGGCUCCGUUGAUCGAUGCAUUCGCCCAAUCAUUGAGCUACAAGACCCUGAUGUCCUUGAGGCUGGCGUCUCCACAUCUCUCAAAGUUCUCGCAUGCCUCAAAUAUAGGUUUUUGACAUACUCAACAUCUAACGCGGAAGCCAGGGCAUGGUUACAAGCCAUUGAGAAGCUAAUUCCUCAGGCGCAGCGAAAGCGCACUGUGGUCGGCGUAGUGGGUAACACUGGCGCUGGGAAAAGUAGUGUCAUCAACGCUAUGCUUGAUGAAGAGCGGCUCGUUCCAACCAAUUGUAUGCGUGCUUGCACCGCCGUGGUUACCGAGAUCUCGUGGAACAGCAGCACCGAUCCAGGCUCUAAAUACUGCGCCGAGAUUGAGUUCAUCAGCCAGACGGACUGGGAAAAGGAACUCACAGUCCUUCUACACGAGUUCCUCACCGAGAAUGGGUCUCUCUCGCGCGAGGCGCAGGAUCCCAAUUCUGAUGCCGGUAUUGCAUGGGCCAAGUUUCAUUCUGUCUACCCGUCUGUCGCAAAAGAUGCUUUGGGUGAAUGCACCAUUCCUUCGCUCAUGUCCAAGCGAUCCGUUGUCGACGUACUUGGGACUACCAAAAAGAUCCACGCGGCUCGACCUGACUACUUCUACCGAGAGCUCCAAUGCUACGUGGAUAGCAAAGAGAAAGUCGCAAAGAAGGAUAAGAACAAGGAGAAGGUCUCCAAGCCAGCUUUUCAAACAGAGUACUGGCCCUUGAUUAAGGUCGUCAAAAUCUAUACGAAGAGUCAUGCGCUCUCAACGGGUGCAGUGAUCGUGGAUUUGCCGGGUGUUCAUGACAGUAACGCCGCGAGAGCUGCUGUUGCUCAGGGAUACAUGAAGCAAUGCACCGGUCUGUGGAUCGUUGCUCCUAUCAAUCGGGCUGUAGACGACAAGGCUGCUAAAACCCUGCUCGGAGACUCUUUCAAACGGCAGCUCAAAUACGACGGCGGCUUCUCCAGUGUUACAUUCAUCUGUUCGAAGACGGACGACAUCUCUAUCACUGAAGCAAUCGACAGUCUUGGGCUUGAAGAGAAUGUUGCAGCGUUUGAAGAAGAUCAGGAACGCCACGAUGAGCAGAUAAAGCGAGUCCGGAGCAAAAUUCAAGAGUUGAACGAAACGCGAGAGGUCUACAAGCUUGCCAUGUCGAGCGCAAAUGAGGACAUUGAGGUGUGGGAAUCACUGCAGGAGCAACUGGACGACGGGAAAACUGUGUUCGCUCCUCAGCCCAAGAAUCACAAACGCAAGAACGCUGUGUCGAACAAGCAGUCACGCAAGAAGAGACAGGUUUUCGACGACGAUACGGAUGAUGAUUUCGAGGAUUCCGAUCCCGAUGAGUUUGGGAGCGACGAUGAAGUGACAUUCCAGGGAGAAAGGCAGCGGCUAUUCGAAACUGACAUCAAGGAGAAACUCAAGGAGCUAAGGGAAACGAAGAAGAAUGCUAGGCGAGAAGGGUUAGCAAUCAAGCACUCCAUCGACGACUUGAAACCCCAAAUCCGAGAACUGGAAGCGAAGAAGGAUGAAAUCAAAGCUGAGAUCAGCCGUAUUUGCAUUGCAGGCAGAAACCAAUACUCAAAAUCGGCUAUUCAGCAGGAUUUCGCUGCUGGCAUCAAAGAAAUCGACCAGGAAAAUGCGGCCGAAGAAGACGAAGACAACUUUAACCCCGACGAGGAAAUGCGCGACUACAACCAGGUUGCUAGGUCUCUGCCAGUCUUUUGCGUCAGCAGUCGAGCGUACCAGAAGAUGUGUGGCCGGAUGCAAAAGGAUGAUGAGGUGCCCGGUUUCGUAACACCAGAAGAAACCGAAGUGCCUCAACUUCAGAACCACUGCAAGAAGCUUACUGAAGGCGGACGUAUCCACACCAGCCGCACGUUCUUGACGAGUGUAUGCCAGAUGCUGACGACUUUCAAUCUCUGGACGUCAAACCAUUGGACAGAUCUGAAGAUGACAGACGAAGACAAGCGCAAGCAGGUCAAUUACCUACAGUGGCGACUCAGUCAAUUGAUGGAGGGGUUGGAGGCGGCCAUUCGUGCUUGCAUCACGGAGAUGCGAUCUGAGAUGAAGUCUCAAAUCUUUGACAAAUGCCCUGAACUCAUCAACAAAGCCAUUGAGUUUGCACCAGCUACAGCACAUGCUUGGGGUUACAAGGAUCAAGGUGGCCUCGCGUGGUCAUCGUACAAGGCUGUCGUCCGACGCGACGGCGUUUAUCAUUCCUCUACAGCUGGCCACCGUGACUUCAACUCCGAUCUUGUGGAUCCUAUUAUCAAACAACUAGCAACGGGUUGGGAGCGAGCCUUUCAGACGCGCCUUCCAAAAGCAUUUGAUGCCUACAUCAGCAAUUCGAGCACGCUUCUCCACAGGUUUCACGAGGCCAUAGAAGAGCGUGCGAGGACCAGCAGAGUCGGCCUGGCGAAUCUCUCAAUCUUAAAGACACAGGUUUGCAACUACGAGCAGCUCUUCAAGGAUCUUGGGGUUACCCUUAUCACUCAAAUGAACGAGCUUCAGCGCGAAGCGAACCGUGAUUUCAGCCCUUGCAUCGCAGGCAUCAUGCAUACCGUCUACGACGUGUGCACUGAAGAGCGUGGCGCUGGAUCCUACAAGCGCAUGAAAGAGCACAUGGAGAAUCACGUUGAGCGGGAGCGACACAGGAUGUUCCAUGAAGCGAUCGCCACAGUGAACAAGCAUCUGAACGAUAUGUGUAAAGCACUGCAAGAGUCGAUGGAGGCCAAGGCCGAUGAGAUCUUCGUGCAGAUGAACAGGGACUAUACCCAAGUGCUUGGUGGUGCGGCUGGCAACCAGCCCCUUAAUCUACAAUCAAAAGAAGAGAGGGAGCUCAGGUCAGAGGUCAGAGAGGUCUUGGAAGGCAUCGAUGCGCAGUUCGAGCCCAUUGCUCGUGGCGACAUCUCACCGGAGCAAGGUGCAAACGGUACAGCCGAGGAGGGGGAUGAACAGAUGGACGUUGAUAUGGAGGAUGACCGCAGCAUCGUUGACUCUGCACGGGAUUCCGUCGAGGACGAUGCUGACGAUGCAGCACCGAUGCAGACUGAAUCAUCUAUGACCAAGAACGAUGGCGAGCAGAUUGACAGGCGCGCACGAGUCGACGACGACAUCGAUGAGAUGUAAGUCCGCUCACCACAGACGACACAGCAUUUUCUCAGCGAUUGAUAUCCGUAUUGCUUCAUGGUUCGCUGCUUUAUACCCCAGCCGUUAGUUGAAUUGUCAAGAGGGCGUUUAAAAUGGUAUAUUUCGUUCCCGAAUCAGUUAAUAUGAAGGGCCACUAGAAAAAAACUGAACACCCUGGAGCCUACAUCGAUGUUAGGUCACCCACUUCGCAUGUUUUCAUCUUGAAGUAGUCUGCAGGGCUGUUCGGUUUUUUUCUCGUGUGAGGUGGGACGAACGAUCUCUUUUGCAAUUUCAGUCGGUACUUCUCCGGUGUGCAUGGCGUCUUUAGCCAUUCAUUUCUGAACCGGGUGGGGACAUGGGUACUUGGUGUCAGUGCGUUACCAAUGCAGUCUUUCGAAAAUCUCC